UAAUUAGGUUGAUUGAUUGGACGGAUGAACUAAAGAUUCGUCAUGCCACCAACAGCCGCUGUGAUCAGAGGAGUUCAGAAGCUGGUGCUUUAUGAGACCCGAGCUCGGUAUUUCCUGGUGGGCAGCAAUAAUGCUCAAACCAAACACCGUGUGCUGAAGAUCGAUCGCACCGAGCCUCGAGAUCUGGUCAUCAUUGAUGAUAAGCAUGUGUACAGUCAGCAGGAAGUGCGUGAGCUGCUGGGUCGUCUGGAUCUGGGUAAUCGCACUAAGAUGGGUCAGAAGGGAUCCUCCGGCCUGUCCAGAGCAGUUUCUGCCUACGGCAUUGUGGGUUUUGUGCGGUUUCUGGAGGGUUACUACAUCGUGUUGAUCACAAAACGCAGAAAAAUGGCUGACAUCGGCGGACACUCGAUUUAUAAGAUUGAAGACACGAAUAUGAUCUACAUUCCCAAUGAUUCUGUGAGAGUCACACACCCAGAUGAGGCCCGAUACGUGAGAAUAUUCCAGAAUGUGGAUCUGUCCAGUAACUUCUACUUCAGCUACAGUUAUGACGUGAGCCACUCGCUGCAGUAUAACCUGACGCUGCUGCAGAGUUGGAGUGUGUGUGUGGAGUCUGAGAGCGGCGCCGCCGGUCGGCAGGACACUUUUGACAUCUUCGAGGAGGAGGGACUGCCCACUCAAGUUGUCCACGGUCUGAGUCACGAGCCCUACUCUAAAUACGUCUGGAACCUCCGCCUGCUGGAGAAGGUCAAGGAAAUCGUGCAUCCUGAUUGGCUGCUCUACAUCAUUCACGGGUUCUGCGGCCAAUCCAGUAUCCUCUUACAUUCAGACUCUGCUAGACAUAGCUGUAUGUUUCUGCACAGAAAUUUCUCUAAAAAAGUCUCCAUAUUUAUGCAGAAUGACUCUAAGAGUAUUUACAAAUCACACAAAAAAGUUAAAAAGUAACAAGAUAAAAUACAUUUAUUUUGCACAAUAGUUUAAACUAAACUAGAUUAGGACCUGGACAUGGUUGUUUUGGUUCUGUUUUGUGAUUUGCAGAGCCAGCAUGGGUCCUGAUUUGUGGGUGGGUCAUCUCACCUGAGACCCAUUAUGUUCCUUCCCAAUCUCCGUGGGAAGGGAAUUCGAUUAGCCGGCCCCUUCUGCCUGUUGUUUUGAUUAUUUUAUUUAGUGUGGAUCAUGAGCUCAGUUCACUUCCAUGCACUCGCAGACUUCCAUUCAUACUGACUUGCUGGUUGCUUUAAAAAUUCUUCGUUAACCCCUGUGCACUGUUCAUAUAAGAGCCAUAAGUUCAUUGUUUUAUUUAUGUUAAAUUGAUAAUAAUGUAAAAAGCAACUUGAAAAUAUUUUACUAAAAGUAAUUUAAUUUUUAAUAUAGAGUAUAUGCUGAUGUCACUUCCGGUAAGGAAGAAGUAGUGUCAUGAAGAUGGAAGCAAGACAGUUUUUUGACCGUGUAUUAAAGUUCAGUAAAGUUGUUAUUAAACAUGUUCGAAAUGA
Molecule: messenger RNA, 1490 nt
Organism: Danio rerio (zebrafish)
Lineage: Eukaryota; Metazoa; Chordata; Actinopteri; Cypriniformes; Danionidae
Source: RefSeq, a predicted model, not a curated record